CAGGUUUCUAAAACCCUAAAUCUCUGGGGCAGUCACCUCGAGGUGCAUUUGCCAUGGCGUGACUCUCAUUCUGCCCUGCGAUCGAAGGUGUGUGUGUGUAUUCUGUUAGGCAAGCAUGUGGGGCUCUAGGGGAACUCGCCUGUGGCGCAGCCUGGACAGGGUUCGAAGAGGAGCCGAGUUGUGCUUGCAGCAAGGAGCGCGCGAUUCAUCAUCGUCGUCGUCGUCAACGUCGCUGUGGAGCGUUGCUCCGCGGUGGGCGUCAUCGGAGGCAGCGUUUGCUAACGACGCGCGAUGUGGGUUCGGUGGUGGCCUCUCGGGCGGCGAGCAGAGUCUGAAAUGGUCUUCCGUGUUUGCGCAGCAGAGAAUGGGCAUCACGUCAGUACCUGAGUCUUUGCAAGCUUCAGAUGGUGUAGAUCAGUUAGUACGCUCGCCACUUUCUCAAGCCCCAGCUCCUGUAUCCGAGGUUGAAGGUGGCAACAAGCCGCUGAUGGGAAUAAAGAAAGAGACUCAGGCCGUAUUAACUUACAUUAAGCAGAGCCCCAAGAAAGUGAAUUUGGUUGCAGAGCUUGUGCGCGGCAUGCGUGUCGAUGAUGCGUUGAUGCAGAUGGCAGUGUCUACCAAGCGGGCUGCAAAAGUUGUUGCCAAGGUGGUAACCUCCGCUCGCGCUAAUGCUAUUCACAACUUUGGUAUGGACAAGGACCGGCUUAUUGUUGCGGAGGCGUUUGUUGGCAAGGACAAAUACUUGAAGAGAUUGCGGAUACAUGGGAAAGGAAAGGCAGGUCAGAUGGUGCGACCGCGCUGCAGACUCACUGUCGUUGUGAAGGAGUUGUCGGCUGAGAAAGAAGCGGAGCUGGCCAGAGUACGACUUCACAAGUAUCACAGCAAGAAGAUCCGUGGAAACAUUACCAAGUUGAUGCCUCACCGUGUUCUUGCAACGCAGUGGCAGUGGUCGCGGAAGCCUCGCAAGGGAAGCGUAUCCAUCUCAUCAGAAUGAGGAUCAGAAGAGUUUGGUACAUCCUGCAAUUUUCAUCUCAUGGUUAGGGACCGCAUUUCAUAGAUCGACUAAGAUAGGGAUAUAGAAUUAGAUGCAAAAAUUCAUGCUGCAGUAGAUGUGUUCAGGGAGUUGGUGUCAGUCCGCAUUAUACAUAUCUGUCAGGGUCACUAGUGUAAUUUUAGUUGAACCUACGUCAUCCAUCCCGAAACUUGGCAAACCCAAUAAUGAAGGAUCACUGACCUUCAGAGGAUUAAUUUUGAGCUCUGAAGGCGGGGGGUUUAGGGUGGAAGGUAGCCUUUUACCACAUUCGUGAAGACUGAACCCUCGCACAGCUUGACAUCGACCUCGAGUUAUCCCUUGAUCUUAAUCAGAAUUUUAUUUUUAUAUCAGCUGUUAAGUUUCAUGAUAAGACUUUUACUUGUGUCAGCAGAGCUAUUUUAUUGUGGUGGAACCUUGUUGCCUAUUA
This is a messenger RNA of Physcomitrium patens, 1460 nucleotides long. RefSeq lists its product as uncharacterized. The record is from RefSeq and is a predicted model, not a curated record. NCBI's taxonomy places the organism in Eukaryota, Viridiplantae, Streptophyta, Bryopsida, Funariales, Funariaceae. Gene Ontology annotation, cellular component: mitochondrial large ribosomal subunit; ribosome. Gene Ontology annotation, molecular function: structural constituent of ribosome. Gene Ontology annotation, biological process: translation.